GCCUAAUACUAAUUACGAUUAAGUAAUUUUAUAUAAUGUAUAUUUAGUUAGUAUGUUAUGGAGUAUGCAUUUCCAAAUUGCUAUGGACGAACGAAUAAAAGGGGAGAAAGAAAAUUAAUAUAACAUUUUCGUUCCUUCAAAGCAAUUUGACAUACUAUGUGGAAAGAAGAUUUUACAAGUCCGAUCACCUUGUAAAACAUCUUUUCUGUGGUGUAAUGGCACCACACGCGAUGUGGUAACAUCUUCUAUGGCAACACUUUUGUUGCCCAAAAUAAUAAAAUUACAUCGCGUGUGUUGUCAACACUGGCGAGCUUACGAUCCACAUUCGUUUCUAGAAGGUGUAUCGUAGGCUGGCUUCAAGAAAGCAUUUCACUCGAUUCUCGCCUUUCAACCUGACCGGUCAAUAAAAUUUUAUAAAGUUUUAAUUAAUUAACUUUUUGUAUAAAUUUUUAAAACAAGUAUUUUUAUUUCUACAAGCGAAAGUAGUAUUCGCGUGUGUACUCUUUUUAUUAUCAAUAUAAACCUUUCUUUAUUGUGGAUACUCGGAGUUUGUAACUCCAUAUGUAGCACUGCUACACAUACACGUAUAGCAGCGGAGCCCCAACUGGAACCGGAGCUGUAACCCGGCGUUUUAAAGGAGUUUCAUCAGUACGAUCGAAGACAUCAUGGCAGCGCGGAAGGCGUGCCCCCUGGCUCCAACGGCAGAGACAGACAACUGCCUACAAUGCCGGCUCUGCCACCGUUACCACGCAUUGCGGACGUGCCCGGCCUUCAAGGCGAUGAAGCCGCCGCAACGGUUGGGAGUAGCCCGCGCGCAAGGCUACUGCGUCAACUGCCUUGCGCUCACCCACACUACCGGGGAAUGCGACUCGCCGGGUAGUUGCAAGACCUGCGGGCUAGCGCACCACACGCUGCUGCAUGUGGCAGCCAACACGCAUGCGCGCACGGGGCCAAGGGAACAGGGGCCCAAGAAGAGGAAACCGGCCACAAAGGCCCCAAGGAGCGUCAAGCGGCGCGCACCGCCGAAGAAAAAGGCGCUGAAGAAGGCGCAGAAGAACCCGCGCAACCAUGCGCCGCAACCGCCGCGCAAGAAGACCGCCCAACGGACGAUCGCGCGCACGCCCCAAGGCCUACAAACGGCCAAUUUCCAGGGCCGCACCACCCACCGCGUCCUGGGCAACACCAUCCGCGCCCUGAAAGAGCUGCAGGAGACGCUCAGCAACGCAUUCCUGCAGGGCGGGGAUGAUGUCUAAGCCGCCGCUUAAGCCGAGUUCAGCGGCCGUGCGCGCGCACUUUGGCGGCAGUGGAGUCGACGCGACUCCGAAAAUAAUUACCGAGCGCGCACAAACCAGUUCAGCUACUCAAGUCGGACAACGCGCACGCGCCCCCUUAAUAUCAGCAAUUUUAAAACAUCUUUUUAACUGUGUCAUCCAAAAUAUACUUUGAAUAUAUGAGCAAACUAUUAAGCAAAAUACAUAAAAAUUGAAAACCAACGUAUUUCCUUAAAGCGGAAAGAAACUGUGUGUGUGCAAGGUGAGUGCGAAAG
Molecule: messenger RNA, 1546 nt
Organism: Rhagoletis pomonella (apple maggot)
Lineage: Eukaryota; Metazoa; Arthropoda; Insecta; Diptera; Tephritidae
Exons: 2
Coding region: 666-1253 (195 amino acids)
Source: RefSeq, a predicted model, not a curated record